Hylaeus anthracinus is the source of this 3368-nucleotide messenger RNA. RefSeq names its product cytochrome P450 18a1 (gene Cyp18a1). Lineage: Eukaryota; Metazoa; Arthropoda; Insecta; Hymenoptera; Colletidae. Gene Ontology annotation, cellular component: intracellular membrane-bounded organelle; cytoplasm. Gene Ontology annotation, biological process: xenobiotic metabolic process. The transcript has 5 exons. Bases 632 to 2251 code for a protein of 539 amino acids. Gene Ontology annotation, molecular function: iron ion binding; oxidoreductase activity, acting on paired donors, with incorporation or reduction of molecular oxygen, reduced flavin or flavoprotein as one donor, and incorporation of one atom of oxygen; heme binding. The record is from RefSeq and is a predicted model, not a curated record.
CUUCCUUCCUCUCUCUCUUUUUCUCUCACUUGCCAUUUCUUCCUCUGGGGCGAGUCGAUCACCUCCGUCGACACCCGAGCGGGGCCUUAUCGCUUCAUUUUUCCAGCCGGUGCAAGUUUUCCGCGCCUGUGCCGGGGAAUCUUCCCGAUUCCAACGAUUCCUUGACAAGUCACCCCCUCCAGGCGAACACAAGCGGCGACCGCCUGUACACGUUCUUCCUCUGUGUUCUCCCCUCCAGAUUAUGUCCCACCAGCCCGAUCGGCUUUGAUACUUAUAGCCGCGAAUUUCGGAAGCGACGUUUCGAAAGAAGAAAAUCGCGCUGGUGUCCGGACGAACGCCGGUUGGAGAGGAUCUCGAGCGCGUGUCUCCGAGUCGUGACAUCGAAGCGUUCGAUAUAUACAAGAGAAUACGAAGAGAACAGACGAGCGAUCGAAGGGAAUUGAAGUGUCGAUCGAGAAGACAUCGAAGGAAGAUGUCAAAGAAGAACGAGCUAGUGCAAGCUUAGAGGUGUACUAGAAGAAAGUCUGUAAAAUCUCGCUUGUUUGCUCGUGGAAAUCCCUGACGAGGAGAGCAUUUUUUUCUGGGGCCUGGAUAUAGAGGAGGAUAGAGAUAGAAAUAUUUGGAUUACGAGAUGCUGGUGGAGCACGCGGCACAGUUGACCUGGCAGGCGAUGGGAGGAACGAGAAUCGAGGUCCUUUACACGUUGCUCGUGUUCCUCGCGGUGUUGUUGGUGGCGAGAUGUCUGCAAUGGCUCAAGUACGUGCGUUCCUUGCCCCCGGGCCCUUGGGGCGUACCCGUGUUCGGUUAUCUGCCAUUUCUGAAGGGCGACGUUCACCUACGUUACGGCGAACUCGCGAAAAAGUACGGGCCUAUGUUCAGUGCACGAUUGGGGACCCAGCUCGUGGUCGUCCUCAGCGAUCAUCGCACCAUCCGCGACACGUUUCGUCGCGAGGAGUUCACUGGAAGACCCCACACCGAGUUCAUCAACAUCCUCGGCGGAUAUGGUAUUAUCAAUACCGAGGGCGCCAUGUGGAAAGACCAAAGAAAAUUUCUUCAUGAGAAGCUCCGAAGCUUCGGCAUGACCUACAUGGGCGGCGGAAAGAAAAUUAUGGAAUCGAGAAUUAUGCGCGAGGUUAAGACGUUCCUUCGAAGUCUGGCGUUGCGACGUGGCGCGCCAAUGGACGUCUCAGCCUCUUUAGGAAUGUCGAUCAGCAACGUUAUUUGCUCGAUCAUAAUGGGGGUGCGUUUCCAACACGGUGACGCCAGGUUCAAGAGGUUCAUGGACCUGAUCGAGGAGGGAUUCAAGCUGUUCGGUAGCAUGGUCGCGGUGAACUUCAUUCCUGUGAUGCGUUACCUGCCGUGUCUGCAGAAGAUACGGAACAAGAUAUCGGAGAACCGCUCGGAGAUGGCGGACUUCUUCCAGGAGGCCGUCGAUCAGCAUCGGGCGACCUUCGACAAGGGCAUCGUGCGGGACCUGGUGGACGCCUAUCUCCUCGAGAUCGAGAAGGCGAAGGGCGAAGGCCGCGCGGCGUCGCUUUUCCAAGGGAAGAAUCAUGAUCGCCAGAUGCAACAGAUCCUCGGGGAUUUGUUCUCCGCUGGCAUGGAAACUGUGAAGACCACGCUCGAAUGGGCGAUGAUUCUGAUGCUGCAUCAUCCGGAAGCGGCGAAUGCAGUGAGGGAGGAAUUGGACCAGGUGGUGGGCAGAUCGAGGAUGCCUGGCCUGGAGGAUCUACCUUUUCUUCCGAUCACCGAAGCCACGAUCUUAGAAGUGCUUCGGAGGUCGAGCGUAGUACCAUUGGGAACUACUCACGCGACUACACGGGAAGUGACGUUGCACGGUUACACGAUUCCCGCGGGUUCGCAAGUGGUGCCGCUGCUGCACGCGGUGCACAUGGAUUCGGAACUUUGGGAGGAGCCGGAGGAGUUUCGACCAAGCCGAUUUCUCUCGGCCGAAGGUAAAGUCCAGAAACCGGAAUACUUUAUGCCUUUCGGUGUCGGCAGACGUAUGUGCCUCGGCGAUGUGCUGGCGCGCAUGGAGUUAUUCCUGUUCUUCAGCUCGUUGAUGCACACGUUCGAGCUGAGAUCGCCGGAGGGCGCGUCCUUGCCGAGCUUGCGCGGUAACGCGGGCGUCACCGUCACGCCCGAUCCUUUCGACGUUUGUCUGUUACCGAGAAAUCUCGAGCUUAUCGAAGACGCGAGCAACGAUCCGAUUUCGUUCGCUGCGGUGUUAAGGAACAUCGGCAGCCAUUGAGGAAUCCGCGUUUACCUCAACCCUUAACGGACGUUCGCCUUUUGUACCCGACUUCUUUUCGCGGUAGUCAUCCCUGUUCUUUCGGGGAAAAGCGAUGCUAGAAAAGCAUCCAAUUCGUUCGUGAAACUGAAAUGAGAAUAUCUUUGAGAAAAGAUCAAAGUAUAUAGAGAGUAUAAAGAGAAAAAUAGAAGUACAGUAGAACCUCAUUUAUCCUCAUAUAUUAACCCUUUCCGCUCGAGGCAUUUUUCUAUAGAACCAAAUCCAGUCCAUUUUUAUAAUAAAUUUCUGUGAAACCAAAAACUCUACUUCGAACAGAAACAUCUACGAACGUUCGUGACUCGAUGUAUUAUUAUUUCAAUUACCAAUUAGUUGUAUUCGGAUGUAAGUGAAUUUGAAAUUGUACGUUCACAAAAUUACUUUUAAAUUACAUAUGUCGCCCUAGAGGCGCCACCCGAGCGCUAAGGGUUAACAGGUUUGGAGACAAGCCAGUUCCGAUAAUAGAGGUCCUUUUUGAGCCCUCUACCAUGGACCUCUACGUUCGACCAUGCCUUAGAAUCUAAAGUUUAGAUAAUAGAAGGGUAGAUUGAGGUACUGGACUCGGCUACGAAAUUUGACAACGAGGGUGACUCGUGAUUUUCAAGUUUGGCCUAAACUUGAGUCAGUCUCGUGAAAAUAGUGCAUGGGGAUAAACGAGGUUUUUCCGUAUAAAAUAAUUGGGACCACACAUCGUUUCCUAUAGCUACCAACUUAGCUACCUAGACACAUCUCUGUCAUCGCUGAGUUGGAUUUCUUCUGCAUUAGGUGAGCCCUAGACCAAUCGUUGCACCAACCAUUCAAAAGGAUAUUACUUUAACCUCUCGAAGGCUGUUGGUUUAGUUUUUCAUUUCUUUUUUAUAUUAAGUUGUUCCAUAAGUUUCUCUCGUUUGAUUAAUAAUUAAUUCAUACACAAUAUUUUAUGUUUUAUGUUACAUUACAAAAUUGUGUACAAUUCAUUUCGCUCCAUUACUGUUACAGCAUCAAUGUCUAAGAAAUUAGAUUGUCUAUUUAUAUAUAAACACUGUCACAGAAAACAAUUGAAUGCAACUCACGAUAGAAACUUUUAGGACAACCUAAUACU